ACACAAGCAUCCGGAGGAAAACAACAACAACCGGAGCGAGCUCUGCCGCAGACGCGCGUACGUCCCGUUCCAGCGAUGAUUGCCUGAGCUCGUCUCAUGGAGAAGAAGUCCUGCAGUGUAUUCCUGCAGCCCGGUGCUCCGGUCAUGUCCUUCGUCCCGCCGGAGUGUUCCCAGCCCGUGUGCGAUUGGCUGAGUGGCCUCCGGCUCGACCAGUACUGCCCGGCCUUCCGGGAGGCGGGGCUGGGAAUGCUGUGGGAGUGUCAUGAUCUAAGCUCCGCCCAGCUGCAGCAGAUGGGCGUGGCUCUGCCCGGCCAUAGGAAGCGGAUCCUUGGCAGCCUGCGCAAGCUCCUCCCCUCGGCGGCGGGAACGGAGGAGGACGAGGAGCGAGAGGAGGACAGGCCCGUUGCCCGAGAGAGGACCAAAUUCAGAGCAUCGGAAAACAGUGUCGCAGGUAGACGCCCGCCUCCCGUCCCGCCUCGAGUCACGCCCAAUCGACCCCCCGUUCCCUUCACGCCCGGAUCGGUAACCAUGGCGACCGCUCCUGAGCCUAUCAGCCUCCCUGAACAAAAGGAAACGCCCACGCCUGCCGAACAAGCCAAGCCCAUCCCAACUCCCAGGCCACGCCCAGAACACCUGCCUCUUAAAGGGCCGGCGCAGCAACUCCAGACGAGUGAGAGGAAACCGUCUCCUGUGUCUCCCUCUUCCUCCUCCUCCUCCUCCUCCUCAUCAUCGGAGCGCUUCCACCUGUAUGAACAGUGUUCGUCUCCUGCUCAGGGAGAAGCGGGCGCUCCUCCUCUUCCUCCUAAGAGCUACGCCGUGGGCAUCUCUAAAGAGCCCAGAGACGGCCCGUACAGACCCCCUGUUCCACCACCUCGUGUCUCCAUCUGCUCCAGAACUACGAAUCCCAGAAGCACGUCAUCCGGAAGCCCGCCCACGUCUAGCGCUCCUGUAGAUGAUCCGUCAGACACGGAUCGAGUCCCAGACGUCCCGCCUCGGAUCAUCAGACCAGAGAGCCAAAGGAGAGACGUCCCAGCGCCGCCGAACACAAACAAGUUGGAUUCAGAUGAAAGUUCAGAUGAAUAUGACGAGCGCAAGCUCAGCAGAGACGCUAAACUCAUAGACAUGGCCAGCAAGAUGUCCUUGAUGGUUCCCAAGGCGACGAAACCCCGUUACAGCAGCCUGUGCAGCGACGACGAGCUACUAGACGAUGACGCCAUCUCUUACGAAUCUGUGUCCCUGAAACGGAGUUCAUGGAUCGAAGAUUUGGGUUCGAUCUCCGGCUCUCAGAGCAGCAUCUACCUGCCAAUCACAGGCCACGUCAGUGCUCCGCCCCCUCGGGAAGACCCCGCCUCCACCAGCGUCCCCGUGAUUAAAGUGGGCUGGCUGGACAAGAAUCCUCCUCAGGGGUCUCUGAUCUACCAGCGCCGCUGGGUCAAACUGGAUGCUGAAUACCUGAGAUACUUCGACACUGAGAAGGACGUCUACUCGAAGAGGAUCAUACCUACAGUGUCCAUCACCGGCGUGGUCAAUGUGGGAGAGCAGAAGUUUGAAGUGGUGACGCACAAUCGCACUUUCCUGUUCCGAGCCGAGAGCGACUUGGAGCGGAGCGAGUGGGUGACGGUGUUGAAGAGCUGUGUCGGAGCGUCUCACGCAAGCACCAGUCUGGACAUGACCUUUAACCCCUGCGUGAGCUACGAGAUGAAGGGUUACCUGGAGCUGCGCGGCCUGCGCUCUAAACUCUACACAGUGGUGUGUGUGGAUAAAGUCUUCCUCUACAAAAACACAGAGGAUUAUCGUCUGGGAAUCGGCAUCACCUCGAUUGAUAUGAAUGUUGGUAAUGUGAAGGAAGUGGAUCGGAGAGCGUUUGAUCUGACCACACCGUACCGCAUAUUCAGUUCUGCAUCACUGGUUUAUCUGCAGGACUAG
Molecule: messenger RNA, 1926 nt
Organism: Sinocyclocheilus grahami
Lineage: Eukaryota; Metazoa; Chordata; Actinopteri; Cypriniformes; Cyprinidae
Product: arf-GAP with Rho-GAP domain, ANK repeat and PH domain-containing protein 1-like
Exons: 11
Coding region: 97-1926 (609 amino acids)
Biological process (GO): positive regulation of GTPase activity; regulation of cell shape
Cellular component (GO): cytoplasm
Molecular function (GO): GTPase activator activity; phosphatidylinositol-3,4,5-trisphosphate binding; protein binding
Source: RefSeq, a predicted model, not a curated record